AUGAGUUCGCGAAAAACUAAUCACCGUCAACCUCGAGAAAAUGAACUUCCGACCACGCCUGUUGAAAGCACAGUCAGACAUGUCACAAACACAGGACGCGCAGCGACCACCACCAAACCCAGUCGAAAUGAUAGACAACCCUCAUCAUUCCUGACAAACCCGAAAAGACGCAAAUAUCCCAGUUCUCUUGACUGGGAUAGUCAAAUCACCUUGACGCAGUUGGUACCAAAGGCAGAGGCAGAGGCAUCCGAUCCCGCAUCUGGGCUGGUCGAAUACGAGCACCAUGGGACAGAAGGGAGAUCAGCGGAAGUGAUAGAUCUGGUCGAUGAUACUGAAAAAUACGAUGAAUCGUGGACACCUUCAACGAGCCGGCGGCCGGCGGCCAAAAGACAAUCUACUGGCGGCUCUCGUUCUCCCAACAGUAUUCCGACUACGACAUUCAAGAGGCGAAAGUCGAGUGUGUUGAUUAGUGGAGGGCCAAAGGCUAGCAAAUUGACUAGAGGCAAGAAUAAUAAAGGUUCUGGGCGAAACGGCACGGAUAGGAAUAAGACGCUUACGCAGAUGGAUUUUGUGCGGCGGUUUAUACCACUCCCCGAUUCGGAUGACGAGGAUUUGAGUUUGUAUGAGGAUAAAGAACCUGCGACCAAGGAGAAAAUUGCUGAGAGUAAGGAGGAGACCUUGAAAGAUGAACUCGUGGACUUGACACCGAGGAAAAGAAGGAAACUGAACGAUCAGGAUGUGGCUCCGUCACCCACGAUCAAAAGCAAAGUAUCUCCGGACGAGAAAAAACCCCCGAUACUGAGUAUCCCUAGCGCUCAGCCAAAGACACCACAGAAAGAGCGACGGUUUGAGAUACCCUCGUCACAAACUCCCGAAACUCCUCAACAGGCCUUUGCUCCUUCGCCGAGCAUUCGUCGAGUAUCUCGCUUUUCGCUAGAAGGACCGUUGUCAAACACAACCCAAGGCGAUAGGCCCAAGAGUCCCCUUCAGGGUGCAUCUGAAGAAGUGCGGGAUCAACACAUGCGAACGGAUGAGCCAAAGCCACAAGAUUUCGAUUUUGCCGAUGAUGAUAUAGUGGCCUCCACCAUAAUCCCAUGUUCGCAAUUACUGCAAAGAAGCACCGAGAACGAAACCACAAUUUCCGAAUCCGACCCCGUACAACCUACUUUACAGCCACCAGAGCCGCCGCCGCUGUCAUCAGCACCAAAGAGGACUAUUGUUUACGACACUGAUGAGGAGACAGACUACGGCGAUCUAGAAGAUGAUAACCUACCAGAAAUUUCUAUCGGAGCAAAAGCCUUGGAGGAAUGGGCAGAACCGAUCGACGGUUCCCUGAGAGAUCCUACUACCAAAAAUUGCGAUUAUUCAGAUGAUCUUCCUCCCAUACCUAAUUCUGGAACCGACCUGGAAAUCACUGGCAAUAUAUUAUCCGACACCAUGUUGCCUUCAGAGUCAUCGGUAUAUUAUCGCCGACCUGCUCAGUACACCCAGUAUCCAAAUGAACCUGUGCCGAUGAUGAAUACACAGAAGAUAGCGGAACUAUUUCCUGUGAUCGAAGAAAAUGAUUAUCCCGCCUCUACAAUGCAGCCAUCGAUUCCAUCUACGAGAGAACCCGCGGCUUCUGUGCCUCACGGUCACUCCGAUGCCUUGGGCUCCGAAAUGGAAACCCCGACACAAGACGACUCUGUCAACCGAUCGAUUCAAGUAGUGCCAGAAUCCUCACCAAUAACACGAAGUUACGACACGGCCAGAUUGACACCAAACACAAUGGCACCACCAACACGCGAGUCGAUAGUACUCGUAGAAUCGUCACAGUUGGUGGACAGACUUAACCGUCAAAACGAGAGCAUGGACACCGGUAAAUCCUUGAGAAGACUAUUUUCUACGAGAGACUUUCUUACGGAUAGUGUGAUGGAGAGCAUUCCGGCUCCUCCGUGGAUGGCGAGUCAGGAUAGUAUUGGGGAGCCGUAUCCGGAGAAUGAGGACCAUGGACGUAGUGGAUAG
This is a messenger RNA of Talaromyces marneffei, 2004 nucleotides long. RefSeq lists its product as uncharacterized. NCBI's taxonomy places the organism in Eukaryota, Fungi, Ascomycota, Eurotiomycetes, Eurotiales, Trichocomaceae. The record is from RefSeq and is a predicted model, not a curated record. The transcript has a single exon. Bases 1 to 2004 code for a protein of 667 amino acids.